Folsomia candida is the source of this 1311-nucleotide messenger RNA. RefSeq lists its product as uncharacterized. The record is from RefSeq and is a predicted model, not a curated record. Bases 81 to 1052 code for a protein of 323 amino acids. The transcript has 6 exons. Gene Ontology annotation, molecular function: hydrolase activity, hydrolyzing N-glycosyl compounds. NCBI's taxonomy places the organism in Eukaryota, Metazoa, Arthropoda, Collembola, Entomobryomorpha, Isotomidae.
UGCGUUUUUUGUAACAAUGAAUAUCAACUUGGCACUUGCUCAUCACAAUUUUUCAAGCUUCACACUUGCCUGAAACGAUAAUGGCUGAAAAACUUGUGCUUAUCGACACCGACGCUGGAACGGAUGACGCGUGGGGGUUAUUCAUGGCGUUGGCGGCACAUAGAGACCUUAAUCCGCCCUUGUUUCGCAUUGUGGGGAUCACGACCUCGUGUGGAAACACGAUGGUGGACAAUGUCGCCAACAACGUGACUCGUGUUCUGGACACCGUUCAGGACACAACGACACCGAUAUACAAAGGAAUGGACGGCUUUAUGUUGAGCGAUUUCCGAUUUCUGGAAGAUCCGCCGUAUCAUGGGGAGGAUGGUUUUGGAGAUGCGAACCUCCCACCGAUUCCCACCCGGGUGCAAGCGGAACAUUCCAUUCAAGCAAUUAUAAGACUAGCAGAAAUGUAUCAAGGACAACUAACUAUGGUUUGUUUUGGACCACUCACCAAUCUGGCAAUGGCUGUUAAAAUGCAGCCCCAAAUUAAAAAUUGGUUUAAAGAGAUUUACGUUUUGGGUGGAAAUAUUCAAGGCGUUGGAAAUGUCGUGGGUGUGAGCAGCAGUGCCGAAUUUAACUUUUUCGUGGAUCCGGAAGCUGCGCAAGUGGUACUUGACAGCUUUGAAGGAACCCCCAUUUAUGACCUUCCCUGGGAAAUUAUGCUCGAAACCAAAUCAACACACGAUUUCCGAACACAAAAUCUUGGAAAUAUGGGGACGCCCACGAUGGCUCUGAUGAAUGCAAUUGAAGCCAAGAACUUGGGCGAGGUUACCGAUUACUGGUUGGCUCCAGAUCCCAUUCUCAUUGCUUGCGUCAUUGACCCAACCAUAAUGCUUGAGCUUGAAGACCAACGCUGCGAUGUGGAAUUAACUGGCGAAUUGACGAGAGGGAUGAUGGUUCUGGAUAGAAAUCCAAACAGUGCAAAACCUAAAAAUGUAAAGGUUAUCAUGAGCGUGAAUUUGAGUCGGUAUGAAGCCAUGCUAAUUUGGGCAGCUGGGGGUCCACGGCCAUAAAUUGGAACGAGCUGGACAUAUAUUUUGUAAAAAAAAUGCUGACCUGAUUUUCCUGUGUAUUUAUCAUAAUUAAAAAUAUUUAUAUGUACAUCAGUAUUAAUUAGCUGAGUUUUGAUAGUUUAGUUUCUAGUGAGCAAUAUGACAAGUCAGUGGUUGAUCUAAUUACUAGUCUUAUCACAAUCGCUCGCUCGGUGGUUUCAAUUUCCGGUGUGUUUAAUUAUUUUGACUUUGUGCAUUAAAAUAUUAAAAGGAAACUGCA